Messenger RNA from Fulvia fulva, 351 nucleotides. RefSeq lists its product as uncharacterized. Bases 1 to 351 code for a protein of 116 amino acids. The transcript has 2 exons. NCBI's taxonomy places the organism in Eukaryota, Fungi, Ascomycota, Dothideomycetes, Mycosphaerellales, Mycosphaerellaceae. The record is from RefSeq and is a predicted model, not a curated record.
AUGCUGAAGCUGGAGAGAAUCGGAGGAAGCGCACGCGGUCAUAUUGAACAUACCACACAAACAUCAAGACAAGCAAAGCACACCACACCACAUCACCAACAGCACACUACUCCACACCACACCACACCACACCACACCACACCACACCACAACAUGGCGAGCAUGAAGCUCAAGCUCAUCCACCUCCGCCACCGCCUCCGCCUCCUCUGCUGCUUCGGAGUGCGUGAGGACGACCUGGUCGCCCCAAUGGGCACCGACCCUCGCGUCCGCGGCAAGCUGGCGAAGCACUACCGCGACAACGGCAUCACCUCGCCACCACCACCAACCCUCAAGGGUGGCUCGCGCCACUAG